CUUCAUUUUAAUUUGAUAUUUUGCGAUGUUUGAAACUAAUUUCAUAUGGAAGGGAAUUGAUUGGCAUGGUUUGCUACUCAUUAGCUUUUUCCUACAAACUACAACAAACUAAGUGUGUGGAAUAGUAGGCUGCAGCCAUGUUUUAUUUUUUUGGAGCUUUGAAACAUCGUAUUGGGUUGGGUUGGGGGUUGGACUUGAGAAGACCGUAUAAUUACACUUCUCUCCUGCAUGGUUGACCACAAGUUUUGUAGACAAGCUAAGUCAAGUCUAGGAAAUUAUUUAGGGGGAGUCCAUUCAAGGUAAAAAGUCUCAAUACUGAGGUUAUGGGUGAUAACAGAAGCAUGGAUGUUCACCACAGUUGGUCAGAAGAAUUCACUGAUUACUAUGACUCGUACAAUAACUACAAUUACUCGGAUUUAUUUCUCAUUAAGCCAGUGGAAGAGCAGGGGAUGCAGGUUGCUGGCUCGCUCACUGCCACGUUCUACAGCUUGAUCAUUCUCAUCAGUCUCACAUCAAACAUCUUCUUGCUCUGGGUGCUGGUAAAGCACAAGGGCCUGGCUAAUUCCGCUAACCUGCUGCUCCUGAACCUCACCAUCUCGGACCUGGUCUUCACCUUCACACUGGUGCCUUGGGCGGUCUUCCACAUCUGGGGCUGGCUCCUUGGAGAGCUGGCCUGCAAGCUGUUCAGUGGAGCCAUCUUCUUGGGUUUCUACAGCUACAUGAUGUUCCUCACCUGCAUGACAGUGCAUCGCUACAUGGUGGUGGUGCACGCGUUGCGCUCUUCGUCACUGGACGCCCGCCGUGGAAGGCUCUACACCCAUUUAACAUGCGCUGUGGUCUGGGUUCUCUCAGCCAGCUGCAGCCUCCCAGAAGCCUUUUUCUCAGUGAUCGUAAACAAAUCGGAUGGCAUGUCAUGCAUCCUGGGCCAUCAGUCAGAGGUGGUGGAGCUGACUACCCACUACAUCCAGAUUUCGGUCUUCUUCCUGCUGCCAUUCCUGGUCAUCACAUUCUGCUAUGUCCAGAUAUUGGCCACCAUCAAGCGUUGUCAGAUCAGGAACAGACAGCACACGGUGUGGCUGAUUUUGUGCACCAUUGUAGGAUUUUUCAUCUGCUGGACACCCUAUAAUGUCACCAUCUUCCUGCAUUCGCUAAAGCUACUGGGGAUAGAGUCAAUGCAUUCAUUCGCAUGGGAAAAAGGACUGGUCUAUGCUUAUUACAUCACACACAUCAUGGCCUACUGCCACUGCUGCCUUAACCCACUCAUCCAGAUCUUUGGAGGAGGGAUGUUUAGGAGGUAUCUGCCAUCAAGCAGAGGCUUCAGCCGGAUGUCAGAAAGAGAAAGAAGUCACACGCUCAGCUCACCGACCACUCCUUACCAAACCUCUGUGGCCAGACAGACGCAUGUAUGAUGUUCUGGACAUUAAAAUUGACCUGAUUAAUUAACCCCUUUUCAUUGUUCAGUUAACUUUUACCAUUCAUGUCCAACAGCUGAAUGCAGUAGAGGAAAGCUACCGCAGAACGUGUUCUGAUUGGUCUACAUCGAUGAAACUUGUGUAGUUAUACCUUAGAUAAACACCUAAUGGUAGCCAGUAUUUUUAAUUUUGUGUAAAUUCUGCCUUUUCUUUCCAGCUGAACUUGGAUUUUCUAUUGUUUUGUUACAAAAUCAGUAAUCUGAUCAGAUUAGGUUAAACAUGAUACAUUAAGUAAUUCAAAAACUCGCUUUUUAGACAAUGAUUUAGGGAAUUUUAAAUUUCAGAUAUAGACAUUAAUGAGUUAAGACAUAUUAUUUAGUAACUACUAUGAAUUAUUUUGCAACUUCUAUGAGCUACUAUGAAAUGUAUACAGUUAUGAGAGCAAAGAACCAAAAUGCAGGCUAUAUAUAGACCCUUAAAGCCCAGAUACACAGACAAGUAAGAACAUUGUAAUGUUUGUAGUUGUCUUUGGAAUGUUCAGAAAAAAGAACCGACAUUUGUGUUUGUCCAGUCCAUGUACUCUGACCUUUAGAAUUUAUGGGGUAAAGUGAGCUUUCCUAUUUUAGGCAGGGCAACUUCGUGCUGUCCUACUUUAAAGAAAGGUAGUAAGCUACUACAAUUAGGGAAAUGCUGAAAUUAUUCAUGUUGAAAGAACAGAAGCGAAUCUGAGAGUGAAAAGCAGAUCUAAUGAUGGGAAUGGUGCAAUAGGAGAAUGGGAGAAACUUCAAGACAAGCUUUUUCUCCACCAGUGCUGAACAAUCUGAAAAAAGAUAAGUUUAUUCUACUAUACAGUAGAUGGCAGCAGUGGUCUGAACUCUGAACCACUGGGAGGCUCUGUGUCAAGCAAGAAGAUCUAUUUUCAUGCCC
This is a messenger RNA of Colossoma macropomum (tambaqui), 2339 nucleotides long. It is a transcript of the gene xcr1b.2, whose product is annotated as chemokine (C motif) receptor 1b, duplicate 2. NCBI's taxonomy places the organism in Eukaryota, Metazoa, Chordata, Actinopteri, Characiformes, Serrasalmidae. Gene Ontology annotation, molecular function: chemokine receptor activity. Gene Ontology annotation, biological process: chemotaxis; immune response; G protein-coupled receptor signaling pathway. The record is from RefSeq and is a predicted model, not a curated record. The transcript has 2 exons. Gene Ontology annotation, cellular component: membrane. Bases 324 to 1409 code for a protein of 361 amino acids.